ACAGUGUAUUAAGUAGUUUGUUUGAUAGUUGUUAUAGUACAAUAAAUCACUAAAAUAUCGAAGUGCCUUCGGAGGGGAAUGUUGUGUAUUACAAUUGUAAACAAAGCGUAAAGAUCCGACAUACACACUUACUCAAAAUGCAGAGCCAAUCGUCUGUGAUGGAGCAGCAGCUGGAAAAGCUUUACUUUGUGCUUCGCGCGGAGUACACCACGAAAGAUGAUGCUGCCGAGGACAUGCAGAGCGCCCAUUCGACUGCCCGGGACCAUAGCGAAAAGCUGACGGAGUGGAUUACCGAAGCCGAUUGCAUGAAGCUGGACGAUGAACGGCUCACGAAAAAACAUGUAUUUGUGUUCGAAAAGUUCUCCGGGGCGGCGUUCGAGCGAGUGAAGAAAUUUCCUUCGACCAUCAUCGGUCCACGGUGCCUCAUCAGUUGCUUCAUGAGCAUCGAAACGAUUCCACUCGGUGUACACCCGGUGUAUACGACGGCCAUGCGUAACCUAACCGUGUGCAGUUCCGGUUUGAAGGCAAAGGAAAAGGCCACCAUCAGUCAGCUCGUGUUCUACAUGGGCGGAUACUACCUCGACGUGCUGAACCUAAGCUGCACCCAUCUCGUCUCGUCCACGGUGGAGUCGGUCAAGUACGAAAAGGCGGCGGAAAUCAAGCUACCCAUCAUGCACCCGGACUGGGUUCACCGCGUGUGGGAGGAAAGCCAGCAGCGCUACGUGCACGCAACGGACGAGUGCUACAUGAAGCGCCACCGGUUACCCGUGUUCCACUCGCUCACAAUCACUUCGACCGGGCUGACGGCGGCGAAGAAAAACGAAAUCAAAACGUUAAUCGAAGCGAACGGAGGCGUUUACUCGGGCGCGUUCAAGUCGGAGGUGACAAACAUUCUGAUCCUGGAGAAGAGUAGUAUCGGAUCGGCUAAAUUUCAGGGCGCAGUCAAGUCCAAAAAGGAUUGCCUUUCGCCCGAGUGGAUCGUGGACAGUGUGGCCAGUGGGUACGCACUUCCCCUGCGGCAGUAUGAGGUAAAAAGUAUGAAAGCUUCCACGCCGACCAAAACUGGAGAAUGCACGACGACGACGGCGGAUGGUGGUGAUGGGGCGCAGGGUAUUGGGGGCCGAAUUUCGGGCGGUGAGUUCAAUCCCGACUGUACGCAACUAUCGGAAAUCUCGCACGCAAACUUCUCCGCACGCAAUGUUACGAUCAACGAGAGCAUUAUAUCGUGCGGAAGUGCCGUGGAUGGUUUCCCUGUUGGCUCUACCAUGUCCGCUGGCGCACGGCCUUGCUCUCAGCGGUACCGGGAAUUCCUUUCCCGCAUGACGGUGCAGCAGGCUAAAAAGGCUGGCCCCUUGCUCGACGGGUGCAAUGUGUUUUUGAGUGGAUUCACCACGGAAGAGAAGGAAAAGUUGAACAAAAUCCUAAACGCCGUCGGUGCGGUUCGAUACGAUGAAAUAUCCGCGACCGUCAGUCACGUCAUCGUCGGCGAACAGAACGUGUCCGAUUUGGCUCAACUGCGUGAUUCGGCGGCACAUUUACUUACCCUGGAAUGGUUGGCUAAAUCGAUCGAGUUGCAGCAACUAGCUCCCGAGGACGCGCCAGAAUAUGCGUUCCGCCCCUCCAACAGAGGGCUUCACGAACGUGCACCCGAACCACCGUCACCGUCGAGUAAGAAAAACCUUCAACGUAUGAAUAGUAGCGUAUUUAAGCGCCCUGAGGUGCCAAAGCUAAAGCUUGACAUGGAAACCAAUGUGCCCGCGAAGGUUCCGGAUAAUCGCCCCAGCCAGGAGGACUCGAUCAUGCUUCAGUACAUGGAGAAAAACUUGGCCGAAAGGCUUCCACAAACCACGACGGAAGCUGGUCCGACGUCAUCCGGAAAACAGCAGCAACAGCAACAACCCGUACCGAACGUGACCUCCACCACGGCGAACGCAGCGACUAGUCAGACGGACUCGGAACUGGAAUCACAGUACACGGAGUUUAUGCUCGGGAAGACACUGUUCGUGUUUGGAUUUUCCGAUGAGGACGCCGUUCAGAUCAUCACCGACGUUAAGUACUGCGGGGGAACGAUCGUGGACGAGACGUACAGCGACGAGGUGGACUACAUCGUCCUACCGACGUCCUGCAUCGGAAGGCCCGACUUCCAGGUGAAAGGCCGCGAAACGGUCAACUGUAUUUGGCUGGAAACGUGCGUCCAGGAUGGCCAGUGCUACCCGAUGGAGUACUACUUCGAGCCGAUCCCGUACGGCGAAGAUGAUCCGCGUCCUUUGGAAGGCGAAACGAUCGUGAUUAGCUCGUACUCUGGUCCGGAACGAAAUUUCCUGAUCGCGAUGGGAGGUAUGUUGGGCGCGUCGGUACAGGAACGGCUUGUCCGUAAGGCGGCCCCACUGUUGGUGUGCAAGGAACCGAGUGGAGCAAAGUACGACGCCGCCAUUCAGUGGGAUUUGACGGUGGUGCGUGCGGAAUGGCUUCGAGAGUGCGCCCGCACGAAGCGUCGCGUUGCGGAGGGACCGUUUUUGGUGGGUGAUUCCAUUUGCUCGGGGAAAAACAUUCCUACCGGUGCGGGGAUGAACGCCGGUUGCCUUCCGACAACCUCCACCGACGAUGUGGACAUUGAGUCGGUACGUGAGGAACCGACUAAAGGGCCAGUUGCGGAUGAUGUAUCGAUGCACCCGCAAGCUUCGUCAACGAUGAAACCACGUCCCAAGCCAUCCGGGGGUGAGUACCGGUACAUCUUGGAGCAAAAGACACGCGAAGAGACGGAUUUGCAGUACGGAUUCAAUCGACUUUCCACGCCGGAGAUGAAAAAAAUGAGUAGCGAUGAGCGGAUGAUCUACUCUCAGGAACUCGACAAGUACGAGGAGCUCGUCGUAGCGCAGCGAACCCAACGGAAACCUUUCAAUCCGAACGAGGGCACCAACCCGACGCCAGCCGUAACCGGUGCUAUGGACUCACCGAUCGUACCGAGAAACCGACGUUUUUCCGCUCUAACCGGUGCAUCAUCUUCACGGUCACCAGCAACACCGGGCAGUGGCGCGGGACCUAAUACAAGUGCCAAUACAACCCCACUCGGUGCAAUCGCUGGUGAAUACGAGGCGUUAAGCGUUACCCAACGGGUGGCCGAUUUCGAAACACCUGUCCGCGAAGUGCUUUACCGUGCGCUCAAGGAGGAAGAGGAAAAGGAACGCAAUGCUUCGCCACGAACCCGGCGCAUGAAGGAACUGCUCGCUACCCCGCACGGUCCGGCGGGUGCCACCGAUGGUCACAUCCGUACACCAACCCUUCCGGAGUGCAUGACGAAACCGGUCACUCCGUACGGCUUUCGACCGGACGCAAGUCCCGAAAACCACGCUUUCCACAAGCGAAAGCUGCAGCACUGGGAUCGAUUCCAUAAGCCACCAACCGCGGGGAGUAGCGGCAGCGGGGAAACGGCCUCCCAAAAGGAGCGUCGGAUGAGCACACCGUUGAGUGAAAUUAAGCGACGAUUUUGGCGUGAAAAUUUCGGCGACGAGUACGUGGACCACAUCGAGUCAAAGUACACGACGCAGACUAACGUGCAGUCGUUAAACCGUUCCGCGAGGGAGGAGGAGGAGGAGGAGGUUGCCGGCACGCAACAGCAAGCGACAAGGAAAGAUCCAUCGCCUUCCGGGGUAGACAAGGGUCGACCGGCGAGUGGAACGGAUACUGCUCCUAGUACCUCCCGCACAUCUCGAAGCUCCACGCACGAUCGUGGAAAUGUGAGCGGGGAAAAAAGAUCGCGCAGCGAAUUGGAAGACGACGAUGGCGAAGGGAACGACAAUACCGGGGACGGCAGUAACGAAAGCAGCUCCCUCGCCGCUGGACAAAAAGUGCCCGACGAAACCGAUGGACCGGUGGCGAAGAAACCUUUGCUUAAUGGAACCGAAGAUGUGGCUAUCAAGAGGUUAAGCGAUUUUAUUUCGGCCGCCCGCGAAUCGGCCAAGAAGAAGGCGAGAAAUUACGUACCACCGGAGCAAUUUUUAACCGAGCCGGAAAUUUACGAUUCUGAACAAAAUGUUGGUGUCGGUGGUGUCAUAUGGCGUGAUCCGGAUGUCGAAAACUUCCAGCUUAACAAAGCGGCAUCAUCCCCCAAACGGUACGCGAAGGACGCCGUCUUUGCCAUCUCGGGCGUGCAGGAUGACAUGCGGGUGGCGUUGGCGAAGAAAAUCGAGCAACUGAAGGGCCGGUUAGCGUCCGACCCGAACCGCUACGAUCCGGCUUGCACGCACAUCGUGUGCGGCAAACCGAACCGUGGCGAAAAGAUGCUGUCCGGGAUGGCGGCCGGCAAGUGGAUACUCUCUACCAAGUACCUGGACGAUAGCUACGAGGCGGGGUAUUUUUUGGAUGAAGAAAACUACGAGUGGGGCAACCCGAAGGCGGCCAAAAAUCUCACCAAGCUAACCACAGCGGGUGAGCUUGAGGCGGCCACCGGGGCCUACACCUGGCGCAAGCGCAUAGCAACGGACAGCAGUAAGCACGAUGGAGCUUUCACCGGUUUCCGGGUGCUGCUGGUGGUUCCCAAGAAGGAACAGUUCGUGACCCUUUUGCAGUCCGGUGGGGGAACCGUGGUUGACUGCAACCCACCGUUCAUCAACUCCGAUCGUGCGAUGACCGCGACGCAUUGCUUUGUCGAUCGAAAGAUGAAACUGACGAGCGAAGAUCAUCGGGCACUGGCCGAAGCCGGCAUUGCGGUCCUGUCGAUAAUGUAUCUGAAUGCGUACCUCACCUCGGAAAAACUACCCGAUCCGAACAAUUUUCAGUUGCCAAUGUAGAUCCGAUGGGGAGUUGAUUUUCACGCACAUAACCAGGAUUCCGGUUGAAUGAUUUGAUAUUAAGGUUUUUUGUAUUUGCUUCCGUUUUUUCCUACUGUAAAUACACUCGUUCAUUGUUCUUCUAACUGUUGUGUUUGCUAUCAGAU
Anopheles coustani is the source of this 4936-nucleotide messenger RNA. It is a transcript of the gene mus101, whose product is annotated as DNA topoisomerase 2-binding protein 1. Gene Ontology annotation, biological process: mitotic G2 DNA damage checkpoint signaling; DNA replication initiation; mitotic DNA replication checkpoint signaling. The transcript has 4 exons. The coding region runs from base 138 to 4790 and encodes 1550 amino acids. Lineage: Eukaryota; Metazoa; Arthropoda; Insecta; Diptera; Culicidae. The record is from RefSeq and is a predicted model, not a curated record.